UGUUAGCCCAUUUGAGUCUUUUCCUCACCAUACCUCCCGCCACAAUGUCCUCAGCGUCCGGCGAUGCCAACCGGAAGUUUUUGCUCGCGUCGCGGGCCUCGCAGCUCGCCAAGAUCCAGACGUACAUGGUCCAGGAUGCACUCAAGGCCGCGUCCCCGUCCACGCAGCUCGAGGCGUCGUUCAUGACGACCGGCGGCGAUCAUAACCAGUCGCAGGCCCUGUACCUCCUCGGGGGAAAGUCCCUCUGGACGAAGGAGCUCGAGGUUGCGCUCAAGGAGGGCGUCGUCGAUAUGCUUGUACACAGCUACAAGGACGUACCAACUGUCCUUCCCGAGGGCUGUGCAAUCGCUGGCGUGCUCGAGCGCGAGGAUCCCGUCGAUUCACUCAUCGUCAGGAAGGGUCUGUCGUACAAGACCGUGGAGGAGCUGCCGGAGGGAUCGGUUGUAGGAACAAGUAGUGUGAGACGAGUGGCGCAGCUGAAGAGGAUGUUCCCCAAGCUAGUCUUCAAAGAUGUUCGCGGCAAUUUGAAUACCCGCCUCUCAAAGCUCGACGCAGAAGACAGCCCUUAUACCGCCCUUAUCCUCGCCAAGGCCGGAGUGCUGCGCCUCAAUUGGCAGGACCGCAUCUCGUCGGAUAUCACGCCGCCGACGCUCUUCUACGCCGUCAGCCAAGGCGCGCUUGCCAUCGAGAUCCGCGCCGACGACGCACAGUCGCAGGCCCUCUUACGCACGAUCACGCACUGGCCGACGGAGUGGCGCUGCGCGGCCGAGCGUGCAUGCCUCCGCGUACUCGAAGGCGGGUGCAGCGUUCCCGUUGGCGUCAGCACGGAGCUCGUGCGGGAGGGCGACGCGCAGCGCGGAGUGCUCAAGAUCACGGGCUGCGUCACUUCGCUGACUGGAGACCGCCACGUGCAGCACUCGCUCGAAGAGACGGUUGCAAGCGUCGGAGAUGCUGAGGCUGUCGGCUCACGCCUCGCAAAGAUCCUCAUCGAGACGGGGGCGAGGACUAUUCUAGACGAGAUUACGGCGGACAGAGAGAAGCGUAUUGGAGAGGCGAAGACGGAGGAAGAGAAACAGAAAAUCGAGGCCGCCAUCGCCGCCUAAUUUAUUGCUAUGUGCUGCGUGUAAAUGCCUCGGUGUCUUUUCAAUCAUCUCGACAUAUAGAUCUCAGAAGGAAUGUACUACUGUAAC
Phanerochaete carnosa HHB-10118-sp is the source of this 1190-nucleotide messenger RNA. RefSeq lists its product as uncharacterized. The transcript is spliced from 3 exons. The record is from RefSeq and is a predicted model, not a curated record. Gene Ontology annotation, molecular function: hydroxymethylbilane synthase activity. NCBI's taxonomy places the organism in Eukaryota, Fungi, Basidiomycota, Agaricomycetes, Polyporales, Phanerochaetaceae. Gene Ontology annotation, cellular component: cytoplasm. Gene Ontology annotation, biological process: heme biosynthetic process. The coding region runs from base 45 to 1103 and encodes 352 amino acids.